AUCAAGCCCCUAGGCAUGCAGACGGCAUUUACAAACAUUGGUGAAAGAAUGGGUCGCUCUCAGGAGCUCAGUGACUCCAAGCGUGGUCCCGUGAUAGGUGGCCACCUGGGCAAUAAGUCCAUCCGUGACAUUUCCUGGCUACUAAAUAUUCCACGCUCAACUGUUAGUGGGAUUAUAACAAAGUGGAAGCCACUGGGAACAACAGCCACUCAGCCACCAAGUGGUAGGCCACGUCACAUGACAGGGCGGGGUCAGCGCAUGCUGAAGGGCACAGUGCGCAGAAGUCGCCAACUGUCUGCAGAGUCAAUAGCUAAAGUCUUCCAGACUUGGUGUGGCCUUCAGAUGAGCCCAACAACAGUGCGUAGAGAGCUUCAUGGAAUGGGUUUCCAUGGCCGAGCAGCUGCAUCCAAGCCUUCCAUCACCAAGUGCAAUGCAAAGCAUCGGAUGCCGUGGUGUAAAGCACGCCGCCACUGGACUCUAGAGCGGUACUUGCCUGACUGCAUUGUGCCAAGUGAAGAGUUU
This is a messenger RNA of Staurois parvus, 522 nucleotides long. The record is from the annotation of a GenBank genome assembly. NCBI's taxonomy places the organism in Eukaryota, Metazoa, Chordata, Amphibia, Anura, Ranidae.